Suncus etruscus (white-toothed pygmy shrew) is the source of this 3585-nucleotide messenger RNA. It is a transcript of the gene CATSPERG, whose product is annotated as cation channel sperm associated auxiliary subunit gamma. The transcript has 29 exons. Gene Ontology annotation, cellular component: sperm principal piece; CatSper complex; motile cilium. NCBI's taxonomy places the organism in Eukaryota, Metazoa, Chordata, Mammalia, Eulipotyphla, Soricidae. Bases 6 to 3455 code for a protein of 1149 amino acids. The record is from RefSeq and is a predicted model, not a curated record.
CGGCGAUGCCCACUGCGAGCCCUGCAACGUGGCCCGCGCUGCCAGUCCCUCGGGUGCUGGGCACGAUGCUGCUCGCGUUGCUCUUGGCCCCAGGGCGGCUGUGGGGACUGGACAACCCGGAGAAGUGCACCUGGAAUCUAUUCCUGAACCAUUUCUCGAAUAUCGGCCUGGACCACGUCAACGAUCGCUUCUCCAACGAUGAGCCUUUACAGGCGGUGAGCAAACUGUUCAAGCUUCUGGGGGACCUGCCCGUGGAGACGGCGGAGGUGUACUUUGGGUUCUCCUACUACUUGAAGAUCAACUAUACCUGCAAGUUAGAGCACAGGGAGGCCACGGCACGCAGCGGCCACUUGAUGGGGCUGAAGCCUUUGGUGCUCGUCACCUUCCAGUCUCCCGUCAACUUCUACCGCUGGGAGAUCGAGUACCUGGAGAUCCAGAUGGUAGCGAUUCCCUUCCUCAGCAAAGAAUCCUGCCGUGCCGAAAUAGUGUGCGGCAUGAGUUGGUACGCGCCCAUGCCUGUCAAGAACGGCAGCGUGGUCAUGCACGUGGAAGUCAGCAGCAACGGCCUGGGGCCCAUCAUUCCCAAGAAAAGGUUCCUGAUGAACAUCAACGGCUUUCUGCGGAGAAAGGAAAAGGAUGUGGAAUUCACGCUGGGGAAUCAGCUCUUUAACAUGGCAUCCCGACAGUUCAAGGAUGUGCCGUCAAGGCCACUGUGGUACACUAUGGACCACACACCAGUGCUUAUCCUGGGCGGCAUCCCAGAGGAGAAGACUGUCCUGCUUACGGACACCAACUUCAAGGACUUCGUUCUGGUGGAGCUGAGCAUUGACAGUUGCUGGGUGGGCUCUCACUACUGCCCCCAGACCAACUUCACAGCCACCAUUCAUGAUGCCAUCGCUACCGAGAGCUCCCUCUUCAUCCGGCAGAACCAACUUGUCUACUAUUUCACAGGAAAAUACGUCAUUCUCCACGAGCAAGACGUCAGCAGCAAUAGAUGGAUUCGUGUCCUGCCCAAUGAGUGCAUCAGGAGGCUGUGCCCCGUGUUUUUCCCCAGCAAUGGCUCUGAGUACAUCUUGGCUCUCUCCUCUGGGAAGAACAAAGGCUUUGUCCACUUUGGGACCAUCAGAGAUGGCCAAGUCACCUUCGUAUUGGUUCCCAGGAGGUAUUCUGUGUGUAAAAGCUUAAAAGCCUUCAGCUGCUCCAUCAUCUGGGCCACAUUUGUCUCAUUCAAGUACAUACUGCUCCUGCUUGUGGAGAUCCUCAGGCCCAGCUCCAGGAGGCAGUUCCAGGUGGUCAGAUACAACCUAGUCAGUGACCAUCUGGCCAUCGUCUUCACCAUCCCUGAAUUCAUCCCUGAUGCGCGGGGCUUGGAGUUCCUGAUGAUGUUGGGGAUGGAGUCGUACACCACUGUCCCAAUGGUGCCCAAGGGCAUGUUCUACAACCCCUACAGCAACCUUCUCUUCCUCUGGGGCAACUUCCUGCUGCAGAGCUAUAACAUGGAAAACUUCAUCUACCUGGCCAACUUUCCCAAGGAGCUGACCAUCAAGUACCUGGUGAACUCCUUUCACGGGGAUUUGGUGCUGGUCACAGAGAACGAGGAGAUCUGGUACCACAAGGAAGAGAGCUACCGAAUCUACAGGCUGUUUCCGUCUGAGGCUUGGGACACACUGGUGAGUCUGAAGAAGAUGCAGAAGUCCCGGUUCUACAGCUACAGGGAGACCAUGGUCACCAUCUUCUAUGAGAGCAGGAAGCUGUACCAGCUGAUGUACCUGGAGACGGAUGCGCAGGGGCAGCUGGUCAAGAGGAUUGUGCCUCUGGAGCUGCUCCUCAAGUUCCAUCAGCCCAAGGACCAAUAUAUCCUGAAGCAGAAAGGGCAGGUAAAGGUGAUGACCUUCGCCAACUACUGCCCCUUCACGGAGAUGAGCCUUAGCAACCUGCCGGCCCCACAGGGCUACACGCGUCAGGAGCGUUACCAGGUGAAGCCACCCAUCACACUAGACCUGGUGGGCUUCCACCAGGAGAAAUCUCUGGGCAUCUACCAGGGCGUGGUCUACUAUCUCCUCUGGCUUCACUCCAGGUACCACAAGCCCUACGCAGACCCCGUACAUGACGCUACCUGGCGCUGGUGGAAGGACAAUCAACCAGAUCAGGAUUAUUACUUCUAUCUAACGAGCAACAGGCAUGGCAUCAACAAUGUGCACCUGGACCCCUUGAGCUACAUGAAGGUCUCCAACCUGAAGGCCGAGUAUGAUCUUCCGGAGCGCAUCUUUUUGGACAAAGGCAACAGAUACACCUUCGCCAUCCACCUGACCCCACGGGCCGAGCUCCUUAACAGCGCCUCCUUUCAGGUCCUGAGCCACCUGAGCGACAUGAGCCACCUGAGUCAAGUGAGCUUGACCAUGAAGAAGUACGACCCCUCCUGCAUCGAGGUGCAGGUGACCAAGACAGUCCUUAUUAGUCACAAUGCGCUGCUGUUUUGGAUUACCAUCAGCGAUCUAGGCGCAUGCUUCGACCAGGGCAUCAGUGGGCACAACCUCAUGAAGACUGCCAUAAUGUUGAAGGUGCGCUCCAGUGCGGGUGUUUGCCUUCAGGAGUUAAGCUUGUCUCCUUCCAUGCAGGAGAACCUGAUGAUGCCAGUGUUACUGGGUUGCCCGCCGGGCAAGCGCCUAGCCUUUGAUAUCACCUACACGCUGAAGUACAACAAGGAAAAGAACAGACACUAUUUCGACUGUGUGAAGGAAGACCCCGAGAUGCCCUGCUUCCUCUUCCGGGACACUUUCUACCCCUUCUUCUUAAUCCAAGACAUGGUGACGGGAGAUUCCGGCAAGUUUAAGGGCAGCUACAUACUGAAGGUGGUGGGCGGCGGGCCCACUGAGGCCACCAUCCGAGAAUACAGCGAAGCAGAAAUCUUCCGUUAUAACAGCCCUCUAGACCAGUCCAACAGCCUCAUCUGGAUCUCCAAACUGCCCAGAACAGACUUGCCCUUUACCAUCAUGUCUGAUGAGAAAUCCAGCAUUGAGUGGCUGUGUAUGGAGAACUCGCCCUGCCAUGACAUCAUUCCCAGCGGCUUCUUCGCCCCUGAUUUCUUUUUCAAGGUGUUGGUGAGCAAUCGUGGUGUAGACAAUAGCACCUACUGUGACUACCAGCUUGUCUUCCUGCUGCACAUCCAUGGCUUCCCCAUCAGCGCCAAGAGGGCCCUCUUCAUCCUCAUGGUGUCAGCCAGCAUCUUCAUCAGCUUGUUCAUCCUCUACAUUUUCAUCUGCAUCAUAAAGCCCUUUGUCUUAAAGGGCUGCAACUUUCUCCGCUGGAAGAUAAACACCCUUAUGGUUUCCGAGUCCUUCUACACCAACGCCUCCUCUUCCAGAGUCUUCGUUGCUGGGUCGUCCAAGAUCUUCAACUACAAGUUCAACGUCCAGACAACAGAGAUCAGUGAAGAUGAAAAGAAGAACUCUUGAAGAAGUAGCCGAGCUGACCUCUGGCCUACGCCACCCAAAUGCCUGACAUCUAUCUUCCUCCUGUACCUCUUGGUCCAUCUUAGAAAUCCAACUAGUCGCCAUUCUAUGCUUUUUUCCCCAUUUUGCUAGA